This is a messenger RNA of Pseudopipra pipra, 8528 nucleotides long. RefSeq names its product exostosin like glycosyltransferase 1 (gene EXTL1). Gene Ontology annotation, molecular function: glycosyltransferase activity. NCBI's taxonomy places the organism in Eukaryota, Metazoa, Chordata, Aves, Passeriformes, Pipridae. The transcript has 11 exons. Gene Ontology annotation, cellular component: membrane. The record is from RefSeq and is a predicted model, not a curated record. The coding region runs from base 1056 to 3575 and encodes 839 amino acids.
GAGCGCGGGGGUGACGAUGGACCACCGGGACCGGCCGGGAAACGGGGCCGGGAACUGACCGCGGAGGGACGGACAGCCCGCGGGACAGACAGGCGGACAGGGGACAGCCAGCCCGGAGGGGGACAGGGGACAGCCAGCCCGGAGGGGGACAAACGGACAGGGGACGGCCAGCGCCGGGGGGAGGAAGGGGGACAGCCAGACCGCGGCGGGACAGACAGACUGACAGGGCACAACCAGCCUCGGGGGGAACGGGGACAGCCAGACGGACAGAGGGAAGCCAGCCUCGGGUGGGGACAGACAGACUGACAGGGCACAGCCUGCCCCAGGGAUAGAAAGGGGACAACCAUCCCAAAGCAUGACAGACAGACGAACAGAGGACAGCCAGCCCAGAGCAGAAUAGACAGACGUACAGGGGACAGCCAACCCCGGGACGGGGGACAGUAGGACAGGCAGCCACGAGGGGUGCAGGCAGCCGGGGUCUUGCACAGGCAGCCUGUGGGACAGGGGGACAGAGAGGGACAGACGGACAAGGUGACAAGGGGGAGCACACCCCCAGCCCUCCCGGCCCCGGGGCUGCGCGGAGCCUCCCGCGGCAGCUCCUCCGUGCGGCCGCGCACCGGGAGCCCGGCGGGGCGGCACGGCGGCCGCUCCGCCGCCUUCCCCGGCCAGGGAUGCAGCCCGGAGCCGCGGGCAGCCGGGGAUCGGGACUGCGGGGCACGGCGGCCCGACACCCACCCGGGGCUGCGUGUCCCCGAAGGGAUUUGAAGCUGAGCCAAGCGAUGGAAAUGUCAUUGUCGCGGCACGGGAGCCCGGAGAAGUGAGCGGCCGGGACACCUCUGCUCCGCGGCUGGAGAGCCGGACGGUCCCGAAAAACCAGCACAGCCCUGGGCAGAGGGGGCAGCAAGUGGGGUUUGUCACAGACUGCAAGGGCACAGGACAACACCUGGGGGCCGGGAGCUGUCCCACCACCCACCUGGGGUUUGGGACAUCGGCCUUUCCACCAGACUCUGGCACCCGUCUGAGCCCGAUGAGGAGCCGGGGCUGUGCGUGAACCUAUGCAGACCAGGAAGAAAUACAUUUUCCUGACUUUCCUUGCCUCUUGGCUCCUGCUCUUCUUCUUUGGAGGAGACCAGCUGCGCCGUCUCUCUUUCUUUUCUGGGAGGAAAGCCGAAGCCCGGAGGAACUGGCCCCGCUGGACGGAUCGGUCCCUCCUCAAAAACUUUGCGGACCCCGAGGAGCUCCAGAGGGAUGGGGACCCCUCCCUGCUGUCCCCCCGGGAGCGGCGGGCGGCGUGGCUGAGCGUCUACAAGAGCAGCAGAUGCCGGAUGGAAACCUGCUUCGACUUCUCCAGGUGCGAGAGGAACGGCUUCAAGGUGUUCACCUACCCCCGGGAGAGGGACCAGCCCACCUCGGAGAGCUACGGCAAAAUCCUCGCCUCCAUCGAGCGCUCCCGCUACUACACCCCGAAGCCCGAGGAAGCCUGCCUCUUCAUCCUCAGCAUCGACACGCUGGACCGCGACCACCUCUCGGCUCAGUACGUCCGGGAUGUCGAUGAGAAAAUCCGCGGCUUCCCGCUCUGGAAUGGCGGCCGGAACCACCUCAUCUUCAACCUCUACUCAGGCACCUGGCCCAACUACACUGGGGACCUGGGCUUCGACAUCGGCCAGGCCAUCCUGGCCAAGGCCAGCUUUGACACCGAGAGCUUCCGGCCCGGCUUUGACGUCUCCAUCCCUCUCUUCUCCAAGGACCACCCGCAGCGCGGCGGGGAGAGGGGGUGGUUGUAUCAGGACUCGGUCCCCCCGAAAAAGAAGUACUUGUUGGUGUUCAAGGGGAAGCGGUACCUGACCGGCAUCGGCUCCGGCACCCGGAACGCGCUGCACCACAUCCACAACGGGAAGGACAUCAUCUCCCUCACCACCUGCAAGCACGGCAAGGACUGGGAGAAGCACAAGGACACGCGCUGCGACAAGGAUAACGUCGACUACGAAAAGUUUGACUACCAGGAGCUGCUGCACAACUCCACCUUCUGCAUCGUGCCCCGGGGCAGGCGCUUGGGCUCCUUCCGCUUCCUGGAGGCUCUGCAGGCUGCCUGCAUCCCCGUGCUGCUGAGUGAUGGCUGGGAGCUGCCCUUCGCCGAGGCCAUCGACUGGGGCAAAGCUGCUGUCGUGGGCAGUGAGAGGCUCCUGCUGCAGAUCCCUUCUGCCGUUCGCUGCAUCCACCCAGAGCGCGUGCUGGCUUUCCAGCAGCAGACCCAGUUCCUGUGGGAUGCAUACUUCUCCUCUGUGGACAAGAUCGUGCACACCACGCUGGAGAUCAUCAAGGACCGUCUGUCUCCGCACUGUUCCCGCUCCCGCUUCCUCUGGAACACGCUGCCCGGGGGGCUCCUGGUCCUGCCCGACUUCUCCACCCACCCCGGGGAUUUUCCCUUCUACUACCUGCAGCAUGGCUCCAGCCCCUCGGAGAAGUUUACAGCUUUCAUCCGGGUCAUCUCACAAGCGGGUUCCCUCUCCCAGCCCAUCCUCAGGCUCAUCCAAGCUGUCUCUGGAUCCCAAUACUGUGCCCAGAUCCUGGUGCUGUGGAGCUGCGAGAAGCCACCACCACCGAGCGGGAAAUGGCCCCAGACCACCGUGCCUCUGACCAUCAUCCAGGGCAGGAGGAAGCCCAGCGACCGCUUCUUCCCCUACACGGCCAUCCAGACGGACGCAGUGCUGAGCCUGGAUGAGCACACCAGCCUCUCAACCAGCGAGGUGGACUUUGCCUUCGCGGUGUGGCGCAGCUUCCCCGAGCGCAUCGUGGGCUUCCCCGCCCUGAGCCACUUCUGGGACCCCGAGCAGGGGCGCUGGGGCUACACCUCCAAAUGGACCAACGAGCUCUCCAUCGUCCUCACCGCCGCCGCCUUCUACCACAGGUACCCGCCCGGGGAGGGGCUGGUGGGCAGGGAAUUGGGCCACAUCCUGCCCCCCACCUCGCCCCCUCCCCAGGUACUACCACAGCCUCUUCACCGAGUACCUGCCGGCGGGGCUGCGGGAGCUGGUGGACGGCCUGGCCGCCUGCGAGGACAUCCUGAUGAACGUCCUGGUGGCCGCCGUCACCAAGCUGCCCCCCAUCAAGGUCGCCCAGAGGAAGCAGCACAAGGACACGGUGCCCCAGCAGGUGAAGGGCACGGCGGGGGCGGUUGGCAGCCGGCGUUUCUCCCAGCGGCAGGACUGCCUCAACCAGCUGGUGGACUGGUUUGGCUACAUGCCCCUGGUGUCCUCCCAGCUGCGCCUCGACCCCGUCCUCUUCAAGGACCAGGUCUCCGUCCUGCGCAAGAAGUACCCACGCUUGGAGAAACCCUGAGGGCUGCCAGGCUGCUCUGGGUGCCCUGCUCCCGGUGCAUGGAGCCCUCUGGGAGCAGGUGGUUGCUGCUGCUAACGGGGUUUUACUCGUUAUUGGGUUUUACCAGUGCAAUAAAGGAGGGUGGAGAGGCAGAGUCUGUGGCUGUAGAACGUGGGGAGCACUGGGAGCACUGGGAGCACUGGGAGUGCUGGUGUUUGAGUGCACCAUUGCUUAUGCAUUUGGCACCUUGGGAAUAACCCGGGCAGCUCCUGGCUGCACAUACAGCUCCCCCAGCCCCGCGGGGAGGGCGAGUCCUUCACCUUCCUGAGGGCAAACAGAGGAGCGAUAAGAGGCGAGAGCAAGGCCAGUGUGUCCUCCUUCCCCCAGCUUGGAUGGGUCCACCCACAGCACCAGGCACUCCAGCACCCCACUGCCUCACAGCACUCCUCAGAGAAGGGAAAAGGUGUGUUUUAGCUGCCUUGCCCCCCAGCUGAAUAGAAAUAGGGAAUAUUAAGGCUGCUGGCUUCCAACAGCUGCAGCCCUCCGGCUUCCACAGCCCUGGGUCUGCCCUUGGUUCCUACAGAUACCAGAGAUAACACCCUGAUACCAGACCCAACACCCCUGUGCUCUGCUUUAUUUUCCACACAUAAGAAGUUUCCCCUGGGAAGCCAGCAGAGGAGUCAGUCGCGGGGGGGCUGGCAUUCCCGGCAGUCCCUCAUCUCCUCGGAGUAGCUCUCCACCUGGAUGGUGGUGGUGUGGAAGUGGAAGGUGCCCUGCAGCCGGGAGCUGGCCUCCUCCAGCACCUCCUGCGCGCUGGCAGCCGCGUCUGCGGGGAGAGAGGGACGGGCUGUGGGGGUGUGGGUGAACCCCGACCCCCCACCCUGUGUCGGGAUGGAAAGGGAAGGGACGUGGGGGUGUGGGUGACCCCUGACCGCCCCUUGGGAUACUCACUGAUGGCGAUGUGCACCGAGAGCAGGGGCUGUGCUGCCGUCAGCGCCCAGAUGUGCAGGCUGUGCACGGCCUCCACCCCCCGCACCGCCAGCAGCGUCUCCCGCACCGCGUUGAAAUCCAUCCCUUUGGGGGUCCCUGGGGAGGGAGAGCCAUGGGCGCUGCAGGGAGGGGGACCACGGCACCCAUGGGUGACCCCACGGCCCAGACCCCCCCUCCCGGUGGGUCCCCACCUUCCAUGAGGACGAGGAGGACGUCGCGCAGGAUGGUCAGCGUCGUCCCCAGCACCAGCGCGGAGAAGAGGAAGGUGCAGAUGGGAUCCACGAACUUGUAAUUGGGCUGGAGAGGGUGGGAGAGGGUGAGGCCUCCCUGGAAACAUCACCUCGCCCCAAACCCCCAACAGCACCAGCAAGCAGGGGACAGUCUCACCCCUAUGUGGGGACACAGUCUCACCCCUAUGUCUCUGUCAGAGAGAGAGACAGAGACUGUCAGAGACAGAGACCCCUCUGUCUCCAUCUCACCCCUCUGUCUGGCCAGGCUGGCUGAAGCCGCUGCCUCCAUGUCCCCAAGCAUCCCCUUUGCCCCCAGUAACACCCAGACCUUGAAGAAGAUGAUGUAGGAUGCGAUGAGGACACCAACACUCUGCAGCAGGUCCCCCACGACGUGGACGAAGGCGGCGCGGACGCUGGCGCUGGGCUGCUCGCCGGCUGCCCCGUGGCUGUGCCCGUGCCCUGUCUGGUGCAGAGCCAACCCCAUCCUGCGGGCAGGACAGUGGUGACACCCCCAGGGGCCACCAGACACAGGGAGGGGACACCCAGGGAGGACAGGAGCCAGCUGGCCACACGUACACGAUGUUGACGGCCACGGCGCAGGCGGAGGUGAUGAGCAUGACCCCACCCUCAAUGUCGUAGUCACCUGAGAGCAGGCGCUGGGCUGCCAGGUAGACCAGGACCCCCGUGACCACCCAGAUGGAGAGCACGGAGAGCAGGGCCCCCAGGAUCUCUGUGGAGAGACCCCCCACCCCACAUUGUUGCUUUGCCACUGUGCCAAACCUGAGCUCCCUUCUGGGCUCCCCAGCAGCCUCGGGGUGUGGGAUGGGCACCCAGCACCCAGUCCUUAUGGGCAGAGCACCCUGGGAUGCUCUGAGUGCUCCCUGGGGUUCCUGGGAGCUGGAUGGUGGUGCCACCCCGUUACCUGCCCGGUGCCAGCCGAAGUUCAUGGUUUUUGUGGGUGGGCGUGAGGACACCCAGAGUGCAAAGAGGCUGAUCAUGAUGCUGGCAAAGUCCGUCAGGAGGUGAGCUGCGUCCGUCAGGAUGGCCAGGCUGUGUGCCAGGUACCCCCCUGCGGAGAGGGGACAUCAGUGGGGACAUUGGGGUGGCAUCCCACCCCGAGGCAGGCCCAGGCCAGCUCACCCCAUGCCACUGUGGGGGCCCCACUGUGUGUUUUGACCCACUGAAAACCCACAGAGACCCCUGCCUGCACCCACAGCAGGGAAUCAGGACAAGAGGGGCUGCAGGCACCCACUCGGGGUGAUCACACAGGGACCAAACCCCCGGACCCCGGACCCACCACUCACCCACGGCUUCCCCCACCAUGAAGACGAGGCAGAUGCCAGCGGCCAGGUAGAGCUUCCUGCGCGCCCGCCGCUGCUGCCCGGGGUGGCCGUCGGGCCCCCGGGUGUGGCAGUGCUGGCCACGCCGUGUCCCCAGCUCCAGGGCGGGCGCCUGUCCCCGCACCGAGUUGUGCCCGUUCUUUUGCUCAGCCCCCACGUAGGACCUGCCGGGCAAAGGGGUGGUUGGGGACCCGGGGGGAUUUUGGGGAGGGGUUUAGACCCUGAAUGCCCCUCCCCCCGCCCCUUCCCUGGCCAGGUGACUCCAGGAGACCCCGCUUUGGAGCUCCACAGGGAAGAGGGACCCAACAUCCCCAGCCCCGCCGGGUACCCCCCUACCCGGCUGCGCCCUCGCUCAGGAGGUGCCGUUUCUCCUCGCCGGCUGCCAUCCUCCUCCGGGGCGGGGGGCUCGGGGCGGGUGACCCCGGCGUGUGGCCGGCGCUGGUGGCAGCCGGUGGCCUCGGAUCGUGUGGAGCGCCGGGAUUCGUGUGCAAAUCCCGGCUGGAGGAGGGACAGCCAAGCCGGCUGCAAAGCGCCCGCCGCCGCCUUGACCCGGGGUGGGCCCCCUCACCCGGCACCUGGAGGGGGAGAUUCCUCUGCGACCCCCCCAUAGCACCCCCAAGGAGCUGCACACCAGGGCGUGGAUGCAGCCCCCGAGGUGGGGGGGGGCAUGGAACAUCCCCAUGUCCCCCCCCAGAAGGCUCCUGGUGAACCCCCUCCCUGACUUGGGGAGCCCUCGGAACGCCCCCAGUUUAGAUCCAGCUGCGGAGCAGCCGUGUGAUGGAUACGCCCGGAGCCAGACCCGCCCCCAGCAGCGACUCCUGCCCCCUGCUCUGGGUGAGCAGCACUAAUUACCCUGGGGCUAAUUGCAAUUGUGAUUCAGCCCAGGGCACUGCUGCAGGCCCUGCCUCUGUUUCCCCUUGGCCCCUGCUGAGCCAGGCUUAUAUUUUUUUCAGGAGAAAAGCAUCUAUGGUGUAUUUUUGCGUUUAUGGUGUAUUUUUGCAUUCAAGGUGUAUUCUUGCACUUGUGUGAACUCAGCCAGCAGCAAAACAGCAGCUCGAUGCCAAGACCAUCCCCAUUUUGGGGACUGGCACAGCCUGGAGCAUCCUCAGGCCUCUCUGUGCCACAUUUCCAACCCCAGGCAAGCACAUCUCAUCACCAGGAGAUAAAUCCUGCAGGGUGCUGACCUGUUAUAUCCCCAGGCAGGAGGCCAGGCCUGCAUGCCAGUGCUGCCAGAGGUGCUAACGAGGCUGGAAAUUAAGAGUUGGAUUGGAGGUGUCCCUCUGCCACUCCAAGACCUGGCAGGGCCACCAGUGAUGGCACCAUCCUGGCAAACCCACCCACAAGCCAAGACGGGGGAGGCGAGGAAGAAAUAACCACCCGAACCACCAGUUUUUUUCUUUACAAAAUACACAAAUUUCAAAUCCGUGACAAUUAUAUACAAAAAAAACCCCAAGGAAAGUUACAAAACGUGCGGAAUUGUCCUGUUUGCACCCGUAUGGAAAAGUGUCCUGUGCUGGAGCAGGCGCCGGCUCUCCGGGCUGCCGGUCCCUGCGCUGUGUCCCCCCCCAAUCCCGAAUCCACCGCUGGACAUCCUGUGCCCACGGCGUUUCUCCCGUGCUGGCAGCAUCACUGUGGCUACUGGGAAGCUGCCGGGGAAGAGAGUAGGAGGGUCAAGGGGAAUCCAAGCCCCCCAAAGCUCCCCCAGGGGUUGAGGGUCCCAGAGGGGUGGGCUUGGCUCCUUACCCAUCACUGUCCUCUCGGGCGCUGUGUCCUCCUCCACCUCUUCCUCCUCCCCAUCAAAGUAUUCCUCGUCUUCCUCUGCUGCAAACAAGCCACCAAAUGUCACCAGGAGCCACCAGGAGAUGCGAUGGGUGUCACUGGAUUGGUGGGGGUUGGUAAAGGGGUGUCAGGGGGUCGGGGGCUGAAUUACCGGGGUCGAAGUCCAAGGCACGGACGGCGUCAGUGAGGUGGUCCAGGCUCACGGAGAAGGCAUCCAUGCUCUCAUAUCCCUGCUGAAUCUUCUCCAGACGACCACCCUUGGAGGCCUCCACGAUCCUGGGCAGGGAAAGCAUGGAUAUGUGUGUCCCUGUCCCCUCGCCAAGCUGGAGGACCACGGGAUGCCAGGGUGGGGGGUCGGGGGAACCCCCCACUGGCAAAGCCCCGUGGCCAAAUCCUGCCCAUCUGUGGGGCUGGGAUCACUGGAUUUUCCCCAGUUUGAGCACUUACAUUUUGAUGAGCUGCUUUGCAUUCUGUGUGGAGAGAGGCAGAGAAGGAGAAGGAGAAGGAGAAGGAGAAGAAGGAGAAGGAGGUGAGUGAAGCCACAAGAGAGCCACCAGGAUGUCCUCGACAGUAGGACCCCAUGUGGGCACCAGCAGGGAGGGAAAAAUUUGGGGGGUCUCACCAUGAGGAAGGCAGCCCCCCCGGUCUCCUCAGCUGCCUGGAUGGCCGUUUCCACCAGCCGGCUUGACUUCUCCAGCUGCUCCUUGUACUGGCAGAUGAGGCUCUGGAUGAAGGCUGUCUUUUCUCCCUGCUCCUGGGAGAUGCGCUGCAGCAGCUCCGACUUCUUCUCCUCCAGCAGCGCUGCCAAGGCGUCGAAGCGAGCGCACAGCUCCCGCUUGGCCGCCUCACUGUUCUCCUGUGGGGACAGGGG